This is a messenger RNA of Emericellopsis atlantica, 1378 nucleotides long. RefSeq lists its product as uncharacterized. Bases 331 to 1278 code for a protein of 315 amino acids. Gene Ontology annotation, cellular component: fungal-type cell wall. The record is from RefSeq and is a predicted model, not a curated record. The transcript is spliced from 2 exons. NCBI's taxonomy places the organism in Eukaryota, Fungi, Ascomycota, Sordariomycetes, Hypocreales, Bionectriaceae. Gene Ontology annotation, biological process: fungal-type cell wall polysaccharide metabolic process.
CCCGCUGCGCCCUGGCCUCCACCUGCAGUAGCAGCGCGCCAACACAAAGCCAAGCUUCAGGUUCCCUCUUUGCCAAGCUCAAGUUCUCGAUCGCACCGUGGCACGCACGCAUCACAGCGCCAACAUGCAGGCCAUGGCAUUCGAUAGUCCUCUUCAUGCGAGGGCUCCUGCCUGUCCCUCCCCAUUCGUUCCCUGAUCCUUUUCGCUUUCUUGCUCUUGCGUCUGCUGUACCUGUACAGCGAUCUCGAAGCUGCCACGACCUCGCGCAACAGUACGCGACACCACGCAACGCUGCUCCUAUCAGCUGCGAACCCCAGCGCCUGCGAUGAGAUGGUGAUUCGUUUGGCGCUCCCGCUGCUUGCGGCCACGGGGGUCCUUGCCAAUCCGAAGCGUGGCCUGGUCUUUGUCCCCAACGAAGAUCACCCCGAGGAUAAUAAAAUAUGGCCAGAAGAUUCGGCCAUCUCCUGGUACUACAACUACGAGUCGCGGCCCUCGCCCGCCUUCGCCGACAUUUCGCAAUCCGACUUUGCCUUUGUGCCGAUGCAAUGGGGCGUCGACGCCAACAACCCGACCGACGAUACCUUUCUACGCAAUGUGGAGGAACAGCUAGACGGCGGGACGAAUAUCACGCACGUGCUUGGCUUCAAUGAGCCCGACGGCACAUUGGAUAUCGGCGGCAGCGACACACUUCCCGAGGUAGCGGCCGAGGCAUGGGUUGUCAACUUUGAGCCCUUGGCCAAGAGAGGCGUCAAACUGGGAUUGCCCGCCUGCACUGGUGGGUGGGAUGGCAUGCCCUGGCUGCGCCAGUUUCUCGGAAAUUGCUCGGAGAUCCUAAGUGACGGCAAGGACGACAAGAAGAACUGCACCUGGGACUUUCUGCCGGUGCAUUGGUACGAUAAUGUCGAGGGUCUAAAAUCACACAUCAACGAGCGCAGGGAGGAGUGGCCCGGUGUCGAGAUAUGGGUGACAGAGUACGCGUACGCGCACAAGAGCCUCGACGAGGUGCAGGAGCACUUUAACACGACGCUUGAGUAUUUUGACGACAGCGAUUUCAUCGGAGGCUAUACGUACUUUGGCGCGUUUCGAAGCGAGGUGUCCAAUGUCGGCCCAGAUGUCACCUUUUUGAACAACGACGGUAAACUCACGGAUGUAGGGAGUUGGUAUAUGGGCCGUAGUGCCACUGGCGUUGAUCCGCAAAGCGGGCGAGGCGAGUCCGUCAUGAUCAGCUGGGCCAUCGUUUUGGGAUCCAUGGGUAUGGUCACUGCGCUGCUCUUGUAGAUGAGGUUUCUGAUGGCGUUUUGGGGCUGCGCUAUACAUAAAGAUCACAUAGAACGCUAGACUUGGACAUAUGUAGCACGAGCGAAAGAAGGAUGGUCAA